This is a messenger RNA of Humulus lupulus (European hop), 867 nucleotides long. RefSeq lists its product as uncharacterized. Bases 1 to 867 code for a protein of 288 amino acids. Lineage: Eukaryota; Viridiplantae; Streptophyta; Magnoliopsida; Rosales; Cannabaceae. The record is from RefSeq and is a predicted model, not a curated record. The transcript has a single exon.
AUGAGUUGUGAGGAUGAAUUGGGACUCACCAUUGUCAAAUUCAAUGAUGAGGCUACUCAAGAUUUUGUUCUGGAAACUGGCAUUGUGCAGUUUGACAAGAAACCAGUUAUUGUGCGACCUUGGACUCAAGAUCUCGACACAAUAAGGUUAGUCCGUUUUGUACCUCUUUGGAUCAGAUUGCCUAAUCUAGGUCUUCAAUAUUGGGGCCAAAAAUGCCUCAGUUCCUUGGUUAGUACUAUAGGGAAACCCAUUAUGGUGGAUAAGUUUACUAAUGAAAGAUUUAUGAUUAAAUAUGCUAGAAUUUAUGUUGAGAUGGAGAUAACAGAUGGCCCUCUGUUUGUCAUUUAUUUUGUGAAUAAGAGAGGCGAAGUUCAAGAACAGUUUGUUGAGUAUGAAUGGCUCCCCAUCAAAUGCAAAAAUUGCAAAGGAUUUGGCCAUAAUAUGGUUGAAUGCAAGAAAAAUGGCCCUAAGAGUUGGGUAAAAAAGAGUGUGACUGAAAAGGAACCUGCUGGAACCAAUGUUGUUCCUGAGAUUGCACCUACUGAUACAAUUUCAGGAGAUUUAACUGGCGAUCCUGUGGAUAUUAAGGAAGUGGAAGAGAAACAUGAUGAGGCAGGGAUAGAUGUUCGGAGGGUAGCUAAGGAAAAGGGAAAUUCACAGGAUCAUCCCUUAACACCUGAUCAGGACAACAAAGAGAAUUGGGAAAUUCCUAAGAGAGUUGGGAACUCAAAAGGGAGAGGGAAGUUAGUGAGGACUGAUAUAGACAAAAAACAGAAUGCUUUCAAGGUUCUUCAGGAACAGGGGAAAGGAGAAAAAAUUUGGAACUUAAAUGACUCAAAGCUUGAUGGACUGCUCCAAUAUACUUAG